GUGCUUUUCAUUCCUUGGUAUAAUUAAAUUAUUAAUUAUGCCUAAGCUUGUUGGCCAUGGUGGAACUUCUUCUUCUUCUGCUAAACUAGAUCGAAAAACUAUGGAGAAAAAUAGAAGAAGUCAUAUGAAAUCUCUCUGUUCUAACCUUUUUAAUCUUGUUCCUCCCUCUCAUUUCAAAAUCCCUAAGGAAUUGAUAUCACAACAAAAUCAAAUUUGUCAUGUAAUUGCGUACAUAAAUGAAUUGAAAGAAAGAGUGGAGAAUUUGGAAAAAAGGAAACAAGCUUUACGAUUACAAACUCAUUCUUCACAUAUUCACGAUCAAGCCAAUAACAAUAAUGAUGUUACAUUGCCUAUAAUUGAGAUAAACGACUUAGGUAAUGACAUUGUUCACAUAAUGCUCAUUAGUAGCGUCAAUAGAAGCUUCAUGCUCCACCAAAUUAUUAGUGUCAUUGAAGAGGAAGGUGGCCAAGUCGUCAAUGCUGGCUUAUCCACAAUCGGGAACAAAGUCUUUCACUCACUCCACAUUGAAGCUAAGAUCUCGAGAAUUGGAAUAGAGACUUCAAGAGUAAAACGACGAUUGGUGAAUUUGGUAUACCAAAAUCAAAACUAAAUUAAAAAAUCCAGAAAGAUAAGUAUAAGAGAGUUGAAAAUGUUAAGAUUUUGUUUUUAUUUUAUGGUGGUCCAAUUCGUGAAUUGUGGUAUAACUUUUUAAGAACAACAUAUAAAUUAUUUAUUGUUACUAUAAAUUAUAUAUCAUAAAAGGGGGAAUAAUAUUGUCCCCGAAUGAGUCGACGACAAGUGUACUUUAGUCUUGUAGCAAGUAAAAGCAAAUAAUAAUUUUUCUAUUUUAUUUGGCCACAAAUUAUUAGGGCAAGAAGUCAUUUUUUAGUUGUAUUGGAUAUAUCGAAACUUUACUAGAUUUUGUGAGAGAAGAAUAAUGGAGAGAGAAACUAAGAUUUCGUCGAAUAAAAAUUU
Messenger RNA from Cucumis melo (muskmelon), 975 nucleotides. Its product is annotated as transcription factor bHLH168-like. Gene Ontology annotation, cellular component: RNA polymerase II transcription regulator complex. Lineage: Eukaryota; Viridiplantae; Streptophyta; Magnoliopsida; Cucurbitales; Cucurbitaceae. The coding region runs from base 38 to 610 and encodes 190 amino acids. Gene Ontology annotation, molecular function: RNA polymerase II transcription regulatory region sequence-specific DNA binding; DNA-binding transcription factor activity, RNA polymerase II-specific; protein dimerization activity. The transcript is spliced from 3 exons. The record is from RefSeq and is a predicted model, not a curated record. Gene Ontology annotation, biological process: regulation of transcription by RNA polymerase II.